Elaeis guineensis (African oil palm) is the source of this 1060-nucleotide messenger RNA. Lineage: Eukaryota; Viridiplantae; Streptophyta; Magnoliopsida; Arecales; Arecaceae. The record is from RefSeq and is a predicted model, not a curated record.
AAACCUAAACGCCUCUUCUUCCCAUCUUCGACUUCCAGUCUUACCCCAUAGCUGAUGCCCGAGAGGAGUUUUGUGCAAGAAGAUCUGCCGAUUUUAGGAGGCGCUAUGCAAGAAGCAUGGAUUGCUGGCAAAUUCCACCAAUUUGAAGAUGCCUGAGAGCCUCGCUUCUCUUCUCCAUAAGAAGGAACAUAAAAGUGAGGAGAUAAAGCCUAAGGGCUGCUUCAAGGGCUCAGGCAGAAGCAGCGGGGAGGAUGUUGGAAGAGCACAAGGGGUUUUAAAGAAAGUCAGCUUCUCUUUAGAGGAAGAUAAGCCGGAACUCGAUGAGGUACAGAGGAAAAUAGAUGGCAAAUACUUUCCAAAGAAGAGGAGGUUUAGUCCUCGGAGGUCUACUAUUGCUUUCAGGCUAGCAAAGGCCAUUGAGGAAGAUGGAGUAGUUGAAGUUCCAGCAAGAAAUACAGUCUCGAUCGCCUGCAGUUACAAUAAUGUGGUCCCUUGGUGUGGAAAAGAAGAAAGGGAGAAAGCGUAUGGAAGCUGUUUACCAGAAUACUGAGCCACCUCAGUCUCAACGAAGGGAAAGCAAAGCACCGGGUUGGCCCAAUUGGACUCGGGCUAGUAUUUUCUCAAAACAAUCGGGUCUAAGCCCAAUCCAAAGUCUGAAAAAUUAUUUUAAAAUUUUUCGAGCUUCGGAUAGGGAUAUGGCCCGACCCAGUUCCAUCCCUAGAUACAGACUACUAUUGAGAAAUGUAAGGCAUAUUUCUAAUAUCCAAUUGCACUUGAUUUCUAUCUGUAUCCUAGACAAUGAAGGCUACUCUAUUUAUUCUGAUAAAGAAAAAUGGAAGCUCAUCAAAGAUUCUUUGGUUGUAGCAAAAUGCAAGAGUGCUAGCUUUUUCAUAUUACAAGCUAAGGUGUGCAAUGGAAAGAUAAAUGUAGUUGAGGAGACAUCCACAGACUUGUGGCAUCGAUGACUUGACCAUCUAAGUAAGAAGAGACUUGAUGCUCUAUCCAGACAUAAUCUGCUUCCUGUAAAAGAUAUAUACUUGAGACUUUGCACUCACUAUUU